AUGAGGAAGAAUAUGAGAAAGAAAAAGAGGAAGAAUAAAAAGGAGGAAGAAAAAGAGAAGGAGGAAGAAUAUGAGAAAGAAAAGGAGGAAGACAAAGAGAAAGAAAAGGAGGAAGACAAAGAAAAUGAGGAAGAAUAUGAAAAAGAAAAAAAAGAAAAGGAGUACGAAAAAGAAAAGGAGGAAGAAUAUGAUAAAGAAAAGGAGAAAGAAAAAAAGGAGGAAGAAUAUGAGAAAGAAAAGGAGUAAGAAAAAGAAAAGGAGGAAGAAUAUGAGAAAGAAAAGGAGGAAGACAAAGAAAAGGAGGAUGACAAAGAAAAGGAGGAAGAAUAUGAGAAAGAAAAGGAGGAAGAAUAUGAGAAAGAAAAGGAGGAAGACAAAGAAAAGGGUGAUGACAGAGAAAAGGAGGAAGAAUAUGAGAAAGAACAGGAGGAAGAAUAUGAUAAAGAAAAUGAGGAAGACAAAGAAAAGGAUGAUGACAAAAAAAAGGAGGGAGAAUAUGAGAAAGAACAGAAGGAAGAAAAAGAGAAAGAAAAAGAGGAAGACAAAGAAAAGGAGAAAGAAUAUGAGAAAGAAAAGGAGGAAGAGAAAGAAAAGGAGAAAGAAUAUGAGAAAGAAAAAGAGGAAGACAAAGAAAAGGAGGAAGACAAAGAAAAGGAGGAAGAAUAUGAUAAAGAAAAGGAGAAAGAAAAAAAGGAGGAAGAAUAUGAGAAAGAAAAGGAGUAAGAAAAAGAAAAGAAUGAAGAAUAUGAGAAAGAAAAGGAGGGACAAAAAAAGGAGGAGGACAAAGAAAAGGAGGAAGAAUAUGAGAAAGAAAAGGAUGUAGACAAAGAAAAGGAUGAUGACAAAGAAAAGGAGGAAGAAUAUGAGAAAGAACAGGAGGAAGAAAAAGAGAAAGAAAAGGGGGAAGACAAACAAAAGGAGGAAGACAAAGAAAAGGAGGAAGAAUAUGAGAAAGAAAAGGAGGAAGAGAAAGAAAAUGAGGAAGAGGAGAGAAGAAUGACAUGA
Messenger RNA from Paramisgurnus dabryanus, 1005 nucleotides. Lineage: Eukaryota; Metazoa; Chordata; Actinopteri; Cypriniformes; Cobitidae. The record is from RefSeq and is a predicted model, not a curated record.